CGAGAUCAGACCGGAAAGGUCCUUGCUGAUCGUAACGGUCCACAGGGCGUGUUCCAGGCAUGCAUAUAUUAAGGAUGAUCUGGUGCCCCUCAUAAUACCCCAGACGUCCUGUCUGUAAUCCAGUCUGUCACCGCUGACAACAGAUCAGCCGGAACUAAUCUUGUGGAAGAAGAAGUCACAACAGCGCAACAACAGCUACAACCAUGCCUCUCUCGCCCAAAGCCUACACCUUUCUAUGCGGUUGUUUCGCAGCCCUUGGUUCGAUCCUUUUCGGUUACGAUCUCGGUGUCAUCGCCGCUGUCUUGCCCGCUCCAGACUUCUUGAGGGUCACCGAUAACCCGAACCCCACCUUUGAAGGAUUCAUCGUUUCAUCCCUUACUCUUGGAGCGUUCUGUGGAUGUAUCCCCGCCUCAUUGAUCGCCGAUAAGUUUUCCCGUCGAAUGGCCAUCUUCGUCGGAGCUAUCAUCUUUCUGCUCGGAGGGAUCCUGCAGACCGCAGCUUCCAACAGGGAGAUGAUGCUGGCAGGUCGAUUCUUCGCCGGACUGUCGAUCGGGAUGUUGUCCUUGCUCGCCCCUCUUUAUCAGUCGGAGAUCGCCCAUCCUUCCAUCCGAGGACGCUUGACCACCUUGCAACAAUUCUUCUUGGGUAUCGGUGCUUUUAUUGCCGGUUGGAUUGGUUAUGCUACCACCGAGACUAGUUGGGGUACUGCUUUGCAGUGGCGUUUGCCGCUGGCCUUCCAAUUGCUGCCUGCGAUCCCCCUGGCUGGCAUGAUCUUCUUGCUUCCCGAAUCUCCUCGCUGGUUGAUGAUCGUCGGCAGAGAAGAAGAGUCUUUGACCACCCUCGCUCGACUCCAUGCGCGUGGUAACGAAAACGACGCGUUCGUUCAAGAGGAAUUCAAGGAGAUGCGCCUCAAGGUCAGGGAGGAAGCCAACGCCGAGAGCGCUUGGAGGCAGAUCUUCGGAGACCGAACCAACCUUCGGAAGGUCAUGCUCGGAGUCACGCUUCAGUUUUCCGUUCAGAUGACCGGUGUCUCCGUAUUGCAAUACUACUCUGCCCGUGUCUUCUCUGGAGUCGGUUUCAAGCCCAACACCACUUUCCUGCUUCAAUCGAUCAACAGUGUCUUAGCGCUCUUCGCGCAGGCUGCGUGUGUCAUCUGGAUCGAUAAGACGGGACGACGAUGGCCAAUGAUCAUCGGUAACAUCGGCUCAGGAUGCACCUUCAUCGGAGCCACUAUCAUUCAGGCCAAGUUUGCCAACGGGAACGGCACUAAGAGCGAUGGUUAUGCAUUUGUCGCGAUGACGUGGAUUUUCAACGUUUUCUUCAGUGCAUGUAUUGGGCCUCUCUCGUGGGCCUACCCCGUCGAAAUUAUGAACACUGCGAUUCGCGCCAAAGCUACCGCGUUGACCUCGAUGUCCUGUUGGAUUGCCAAUUUCAUGAUUGGACAAAUCAGUCCCGAGGUAUUCAAAGCAAUCGACUGGAAGUACUACAUCGUCUUCAGCGUCUGUGGAUUUUCAAACGCUCUCGUAAUCUGGCUGUUCUUCCCGGAAACCGCCGGCCGAACCCUCGAAUCUAUGGAUCGUCUCUUCAAGGAGAGCCCGUUGAUCGUGCCUUUCUCCAACUACGACUGGAAACAGGGAACCCGUGGGGAUACCGAGUCCGCCUUGGAGCAACCCUCGACUCCUGUGGACGAAAAGAACGAACUCAAGGGCGAGCUUUCUCACGAGGAGACUCACGAUGUCAACAGGUUGCACUAGAGAUGUCGCAAAAUCUAGCAAAUUAGGGUUGGUUUCCAAGGGGGUUUGUCAUGCAGAAAGGCUUUAGUGUUCUUGUAGUAUGUGAAUGUACAAUCGAUCGAGGUCUUGACGCAAAAUUUGCUAAGCGCGGAGUCCGCCAGAACAUCGUCGAAGCGAAGAACCUGAAACGCGAAAUGCCAUCGGCCGAACCCGCCCGAUGGCCGAUGAUCCCGAUGACGCGCAUGACGCGUCG
This is a messenger RNA of Filobasidium floriforme, 1986 nucleotides long. RefSeq names its product general substrate transporter. Gene Ontology annotation, biological process: carbohydrate transport; transmembrane transport. Gene Ontology annotation, molecular function: carbohydrate:proton symporter activity. The record is from RefSeq and is a predicted model, not a curated record. Lineage: Eukaryota; Fungi; Basidiomycota; Tremellomycetes; Filobasidiales; Filobasidiaceae. The transcript has 23 exons. The coding region runs from base 204 to 1754 and encodes 516 amino acids. Gene Ontology annotation, cellular component: membrane.